Messenger RNA from Hemicordylus capensis (graceful crag lizard), 1226 nucleotides. Its product is annotated as zinc finger and SCAN domain-containing protein 31-like. Bases 270 to 902 code for a protein of 210 amino acids. The transcript is spliced from 4 exons. The record is from RefSeq and is a predicted model, not a curated record. Lineage: Eukaryota; Metazoa; Chordata; Lepidosauria; Squamata; Cordylidae.
CUCCCCGAAGUCUCGCAGCCGCAGAUUAGAAACAAGCUCAAGCCGUGAAUGCAAAGGAGAAAUUUUGGCCACUAGCUAGAAUCACCCACAUAUGCAGAAUAUUCCAACCAGCUGCAUUACAUGAUUUAAUACUGCAGGAAAAGAAGGAGGUUGGAGUAAAUCAGCUCACCUGCCAGGAGGGCUCUUGAAUUAAGAGAGAAAUCUGGCUGGAGAGCAAGGAGAGCUUUGGGUAUUCCUGGACGCUGCCUUUCCUGCACAGCAGAGCAAAGAUGGAAGAAGAAUGCUGCAUAGCCCCUAAAGUAGUUAGAGGCUGUGAGGUUGGAAGCAGUGGGGAAUUUUGGGACAAACCCCAGCACAAGAUUCCAGGAGAGGAUACUGCCAGCACUGAAGCACAGCGCCAGCGCUUCAGGCAGUUCUGCUACCAGGAGGCUGAAAGGCCCAGAGAAGUUUGCAGCCGACUCCACAGCCUUUGCUGUCAGUGGCUGAAGCCAGAAAGACACACAAAAGCUCAGAUGCUGGACCUGGUGAUCUUGGAGCAGUUCUUGUCUGUCCUGCCCCCGGAGAUGGUGAGCUGGGUCAGGGAAUGUGGAGCGGAGAGCAGCUCCCAGGCGGUGGCCUUGGCAGAAGGUUUCCUCCUGAGCCGGGCAGAGGACAAGAGGCAGGCACAGUGGCAGAAGCAGGAGGCAGAAUGGGCAGAGAUGGCCCCAUCAAGCCCCAUGCAGAGGCUGCUGUGCAAGAGCAUCACAGAGGAACACAAGAGAGGGGCCCCCUUGCUGGGUGGCAGAGUGGCCUUAGUGCCUGAUUCUAAAUGGACCCCUGUUUGUACUGGAGCCAGAGAAGCGACUGUGUGUCCUCCUCAGGUAGGGAAUAGGUCAUUCAUUGAGGUCAUUGCUUGUCUCUAAUCAGCAUCUGAUUGCAUUUUUAUUUAUUUUAACAUAUCUGUAUACCACCCAAAACACAAGUCUCUGUGCAAUUUACAUAUCCUCCUUAAUAAUCCCUUUCAUUCCCUCAUUGUCUAACAGUCCAACUGCCUCCCUGACAUGUUUCCUGCUUUGGAUGUAUUUAAAGAAGUUUUCGUUAUUCCCACUGAUGCUUUUAGCUAAAUGUUCCUCAGACUCUCUUUUUGUCUCCCUUAUUGUCACCUUGCAUUUCUUUAGCCAGAGUUUGUGUUCCUUUCUGUUCUCUUCAUUUGGACAGGCCUUCCAAUUUCGGAAGGGAGUCUUCUU